GGAGAACACCAUUGAAAACCCUAAUUCCUUCGCCUUAUAAGCACCCUCUUCUCUUCCUCGUUCGAAGCUUUUGCCUGCGGUGGACUGGACUCGGUGCUUCAGCCUCAACCUACGAUCGAAGCCCUAAGCGUUCAACCAUGGUGGCCGCGAAGAAGACCAAGAAGACUCAUGAGAGCAUCAACAACAGGCUCGCUCUCGUCAUGAAGAGCGGGAAGUACACGUUGGGGUACAAGACCGUCCUCAAGACCCUGAGGAACUCCAAAGGUAAGCUGGUCAUCAUUGCUAACAAUUGCCCUCCUCUCCGGAAGUCCGAGAUAGAGUACUAUGCUAUGUUGGCAAAGGUUGGAGUGCAUCACUACAACGGAAACAACGUAGACCUAGGCACUGCCUGCGGAAAAUACUAUAGGGUAUGCUGCCUUAGCAUUAUUGACCCAGGUGACUCUGACAUCAUCAAGAGCAUGCCCGGCGGUGAUCAUUAAGAUUUUGGAACGCUUAGAUGUCACUUUAGAUUUUUCAUUUCUUUACUGGCUCAGCUGGGCAUCGUGUUUCAUUUAUUCAGAUGAGCUUUUAUGUUGAUUCGAGAAGUUUGAUUGCGAAACCAAAGAAGCUUUUUGUAGCCCUUUUAUGUGUUGGAUGUUGGAUUACGUCUAAACAAGUUUUUGCGGACGAACAGAUUGAGCUUUUAUCAUUAUCAUCCAAGAGUUCUGUA
Messenger RNA from Eucalyptus grandis, 709 nucleotides. RefSeq names its product 60S ribosomal protein L30. Lineage: Eukaryota; Viridiplantae; Streptophyta; Magnoliopsida; Myrtales; Myrtaceae. Gene Ontology annotation, molecular function: RNA binding; structural constituent of ribosome. The transcript has 5 exons. The coding region runs from base 138 to 479 and encodes 113 amino acids. Gene Ontology annotation, cellular component: cytosolic large ribosomal subunit. The record is from RefSeq and is a predicted model, not a curated record.